AUCCAUCCUCCCAACGGGUAAUGACACUUCAAUUGCACUUAAGGAGGACCACCCCUCCCCACUGGAUGCAAACUUACUUCGCCUGUUUAUCAAGGUAUCCCACCCUGCUCUAGGCAGUCAUGUCAGCUGAAACACCAAUCACACUGAAUGUCAAUCCUCAGGAUCUGCAGGUCCAGACAUUCACCGUAGAGAAGCUGCUGGAGCCUCUCAUAAUCCAGGUUACUACACUUGUAAAUUGUCCCCAGAAUCCUUCCAACAGGAAAAAAGGACGUUCUAAAAGAGCCAGAGUCCUUCUAGCUUCUGUGGAGGAAGCAACUUGGAAUUUAUUAGACAAGGGAGAGAAGAUUGCUCAAGAAGCCACAGUUUUAAAGGAAGAGCUUACUGGGGCACUUGAGAACAUUCGCAAAGAAAGUGAAGCUCUGAAAGUAUCAGCUGAGAGAUUUGCAGAUGAUCCCUGUUAUCUCCCAAAAAGGGAGGCUGUGGUUCAAGCUGCCCGUGCCUUGUUGGCUGCAGUUACCAGACUCCUUAUCCUCGCAGAUAUGAUUGAUGUCAUGUGUCUCUUGCAGCAUGUGUCAGCUUUUCAGAGGACAUUUGAGUCUCUUAAAAAUGUUUCCAACAAAUCUGACCUCCAGAAAACCUACCAGAAGCUUGGGAAGGAGCUGGAAAAUCUGGACUAUUUAGCCUUCAAACGUCAGCAGGACCUAAAAUCUCCAAAUCAGAGGGAUGAAAUUGCAGGUGCCCGGGCCUCAUUGAAGGAGAACUCCCCCAUAUUGCAUUCAAUUUGUUCAGCUUGUUUGGAACAUUCUGAUGUCGCUUCCCUCAAAGCCAGCAAGGACACAGUUUGUGAAGAAAUUCAGAAUGCCCUCAAUGUAAUUUCAAAUGCUUCGCAAGGCAUCCAGAAUGUGUUAGUCCCACCAGAACCUCAGGCAGCAACCCUGGGAAGUGCCCUUGAUGAGCUUGAGAAUUUAAUUGUCUUGGAUCCACUCACAGUGACUGAGGAGGAAACAAGACCCUCCCUAGAGAAACGCCUCGAAGCCAUUAUCAGUGGGGCUGCUCUGUUGGCUGACUCUUCCUGCACGAGGGAUUUCCAUCGGGAGCGAAUUAUCGCAGAAUGCAAUGCCAUUCGCCAGGCUCUGCAGGACCUGCUUUCAGAGUACAUGAACAAUACUGGAAAAAAGGAAAGGAGUAAUACCUUGAAUAUUGCAAUAGAAAAUAUGUGCAAGAAGACAAGAGACCUGCGCAGACAGCUCCGUAAGGCUAUUAUAGAUCAUGUGUCAGACUCCUUUUUGGAUACGACAGUCCCACUUUUGGUUCUCAUUGAAGCUGCCAAGAAUGGCCGGGAAAAGGAAAUAAAAGAAUAUGCUGCGAUAUUUCGUGAACACACCAGCAGGCUUGUAGAGGUGGCAAAUCUUGCUUGUUCCAUGUCAACAAAUGAAGAUGGAAUUAAGAUUGUCAAAGUUGCAGCCAAUCACCUGGAAACCUUGUGUCCACAGAUUAUUAAUGCUGCACUUGCUUUGGCUGCAAGACCCAAAAGUCAAGUGGUCAAAAAAACCAUGGAAAUGUACAGAUGCACGUGGGAGAAUCAUAUCCAUGUCCUCACUGAAGCUGUAGAUGACAUUACAAGCAUUGAUGACUUCCUUGCUGUAUCUGAGAGCCAUAUCCUAGAAGAUGUCAACAAAUGUAUCAUUGCCUUGAGAGACCAGGAUGCUGAUAAUUUAGAUCGAGCUGCAGGUGCUAUCAGAGGACGGGCCGCAAGAGUUGCUCACAUUGUCACAGGUGAAAUGGACAGUUACGAGCCAGGAGCUUACACAGAAGGUGUGAUGAGAAAUGUUAACUUCCUGACAAGUACUGUAAUUCCGGAAUUUGUAACACAAGUGAAUGUUGCCUUGGAAGCCUUAAGUAAAAACUCUUUGGAUGUGUUUGAUGAUGAUCAGUUUGUGGACAUCUCAAAAAAGAUCUAUGAUACAAUUCAUGAUAUUAGAUGUUCAGUCAUGAUGAUUCGGACUCCAGAGGAACUAGAGGAUGUUUCUGACCUGGAAGAAGAUCACGAGGUCCGCAGUCACACCAGUGUUCAGACUGAAGGGAAAACUGACCGGGCUAAGAUGACUCAGUUGCCUGAGGCAGAAAAGGAAAAGAUAGCUGAGCAAGUUGCUGAUUUCAAGAAAGUAAAGAGUAAGCUGGAUGCUGAGAUUGAGAUAUGGGAUGAUACGAGCAACGAUAUCAUUGUUCUUGCCAAGAAGAUGUGUAUGAUCAUGAUGGAGAUGACAGACUUCACAAGGGGAAAAGGACCACUGAAGCAUACAACUGAUGUGAUCUAUGCAGCUAAAAUGAUAUCAGAAUCAGGAUCAAGGAUGGACGUCCUUGCUCGGCAGAUUGCCAACCAGUGCCCAGAUCCAUCAUGCAAACAGGACUUGCUGGCCUACCUGGAACAGAUUAAAUUCUACUCUCACCAGCUGAAAAUCUGCAGUCAGGUUAAAGCUGAGAUCCAGAGCCUGGGAGGAGAGCUCAUCAUGUCAGCGUUGGACAGUGUCACCUCCCUGAUCCAAGCAGCCAAAAAUUUAAUGAAUGCUGUAGUGCAAACAGUGAAAAUGUCUUACAUUGCCUCAACCAAGAUCAUCCGAAUUCAGAGUCCUGCUGGGCCCCGGCACCCAGUUGUUAUGUGGAGAAUGAAGGCUCCUGCAAAAAAACCCUUGAUUAAAAGAGAGAAACCAGAGGAAACUUAUGCAGCUGUCAGACGAGGCUCAGCAAAGAAAAAAAUCCACCCAGUGCAAGUGAUGAGUGAAUUUAGAGGAAGACAUAUCUACUGAAACCACUAUUCUACUCUAGUGUUUAUAUGACAAAGUCCUGGCUAAACACACUGCUUUAUUUUUACACUUGAUUAGUUCUGUAAGUUCACUAACUUAGAAUUUAACCCACAAAUAAUGUAAAACACUGAAAGCCUAACCAACACGAGCAACGUAUCUUGGGGAUCAUGCCACUGUCAUUUCUGCAUGGCCAGCACCUAAUAAGGAAUCAACAGAUGCUUGCUGAAUGAAUGAAAUCUUCAGGGUCAUUCAGCCUCUCCCAUCACGGAGAAUAUCUUAUAUUCAUUACUAAAUGAACACAGGAGACUCAAAUGAGUCCUGUUCACCUGUACCAGCUUAAGUAUACUCACCCUCUUCAUUUUAAAUUAAAAUAGUGAUAUGAGCUCUUGACUUGGUUUUCAACGGAAACAAAAGAUUUCAUAAAAUACUCUCCCA
Messenger RNA from Lagenorhynchus albirostris (white-beaked dolphin), 3239 nucleotides. It is a transcript of the gene CTNNA3, whose product is annotated as catenin alpha 3. The record is from RefSeq and is a predicted model, not a curated record. Gene Ontology annotation, biological process: cell-cell adhesion; cell migration. Gene Ontology annotation, cellular component: adherens junction; fascia adherens. The transcript has 18 exons. NCBI's taxonomy places the organism in Eukaryota, Metazoa, Chordata, Mammalia, Artiodactyla, Delphinidae. Bases 120 to 2807 code for a protein of 895 amino acids. Gene Ontology annotation, molecular function: cadherin binding; actin filament binding; beta-catenin binding.